Molecule: messenger RNA, 1677 nt
Organism: Lottia gigantea (owl limpet)
Lineage: Eukaryota; Metazoa; Mollusca; Gastropoda; Lottiidae
Exons: 8
Coding region: 1-1677 (558 amino acids)
Molecular function (GO): protein binding
Source: RefSeq, a predicted model, not a curated record
AUGGCUUCCAUCUACGAUGUACUGAGUCACUGCUCUGAUUUAAGUGAAAGUUUAUCAACAGUUAACGAUAAAGAGAAGAGAAAAUCACUAAUUAAUCAACACAUAAAGAAAUUGAGUGGACAAUCCAGUUUUAAAGUGCCAGAGUUUUCAAAAGAAUUUGAAUGGUUGAAUGUAUCUGAACCACUUUCCUUGUCAAAUCAACUAAGUGGAAAAAUUGUUGUGUUGGACUUUUUCACAUAUUGCUGUAUAAACUGUAUGCAUGUUUUACCAGACCUUCACGCCUUAGAAGAGAAAUUUUCUGUCAAAGAUGGAGUUGUGGUUCUUGGAGUUCAUUCUGCCAAAUUUGAAAAUGAAAAAUUGACAGCAAACAUUUUAAGUGCUAUUUUGAGAUAUGACAUCACACAUCCAGUAGUGAACGACUCUGAAGCAACUUUGUGGAAAAAAUUGGAAGUGGUUUGUUGGCCGACCUUUGUUAUCCUUGGUCCCAGUGGUCAAUAUCUAUUUAAUUUAGUUGGGGAAGGGCACAGAGAAGAACUGUUUGAGUUUGUAGAAACAGCUGUAGAGUAUUUUAAAUCUGAAGGUGAAUUGAAGUCCUAUGAAGUGCCUAUUAGUUUAGAGAAAUUGAAGCUCCCAGCAACACCCUUGCGUUAUCCUGGAAAAAUUGAGUUAUCUGAUGAUGAAUUGAUUAUAAGUGAUUCCGGCAACCACAGAAUUUUAAUAACAGAUUUAAAUGGUAUAGUUCAGAAUGUAAUUGGUAAUGGAGAGAAAGGAUUUAAAGAUGGAGAUUAUGAAACCGCCAUGUUUUCAUCACCACAAGGAUGUUGUAGACUAGAUGAUUAUAUCUAUAUUGCUGAUACUGAGAAUCAUGCUAUAAGAAAGGUUGACCUAAAAUCCAAACAUGUGACAACCAUAGCAGGUACUGGACAAAUGGGAAAUGAUAAAGAGGGUGGAGUUACAGGUGUCAAUCAAAUAUUAUCAUCACCGUGGGAUGUUUGUAUUGGCAGAUCACCAGGGUCUACACGGAAUGAUGUAUUAUAUAUAGCUAUGGCAGGUACACACCAAAUAUGGGUUUAUUUUCUACAAGAUGUUACUUGGUAUAAAGCAAUGAAGUACAGUAGUGGAACCUGUAUCAGAUUUGCUGGCAGUGGUGCCGAAGAAAACAGAAAUAAUAGUUAUCCACAGAAAGCAGGGUUCGCUCAACCUUCUGGACUAACACUUUCUAAUGAUAGCUUGUAUAUAGCUGAUAGUGAAAGUUCUAGUAUACGCUAUAUUAGUCUAAAAGAUGGGGCUGUAAAAGGUUUGGUUGGUGGAGAAAGAGAUCCUACAAAUUUAUUUGCUUAUGGUGAUGUGGAUGGUAAAGGUGUAGAAGCUAAACUCCAACAUCCUUUAGGUUUGAUAGCAUCACAAUCUACUGAUCAACUUUAUAUGGCUGAUUCUUAUAAUCAUAAGAUCAAAUGUGUGGACUUAAAAACUAAAAUGUGUACAACCAUACUUGGUAGAACAGAAGUUAGUGAUAAAGGGGACACUACUCUCAAUGAACCUAGUGGACUGGCACUAGACACCAACAAACAGAAGUUAUACAUAGCAGACACUAAUAAUAAUACUAUUAAAGUCUUAGAUUUAAAGACUAUGGUGGUUUCACAAGUAAGUAUAGAUGGAAUCAAACAAAAAGCAUAA